Danio aesculapii is the source of this 9006-nucleotide messenger RNA. RefSeq names its product gastrula zinc finger protein XlCGF8.2DB. Bases 103 to 999 code for a protein of 298 amino acids. NCBI's taxonomy places the organism in Eukaryota, Metazoa, Chordata, Actinopteri, Cypriniformes, Danionidae. The transcript has 6 exons. Gene Ontology annotation, biological process: regulation of transcription by RNA polymerase II. The record is from RefSeq and is a predicted model, not a curated record. Gene Ontology annotation, molecular function: RNA polymerase II cis-regulatory region sequence-specific DNA binding; DNA-binding transcription factor activity. Gene Ontology annotation, cellular component: nucleus.
GUCACACGGCUGCGCGACGGUCCGGCUUUUGUUGUAACUCGACGGAAGAAAGAAGAGCACCUGCUGAAGCGACUGAUCUCCACCUGACACACUAUUAUAGAGAUGGAGUUCAUUAAAGAGGAGAGCGAAGACGUGAAGAUUGAAGAAAUAACAGUCAAAUAUGAAGACCCUGAGGAACAAACAGACAUGAUGGUGUUGAAAGAUGAGAGUCAGGAACUCAGUGAAACGGAUGAGAAAAAUCUGUUGGAGAGCCAAGAAUCAGAGACUGUGGAAAAAUCCACAAUGACUGAGAAGACUUUCUCACCCAAAACUGAAAAGGCAGAUUCGAACGGUGAGUUCACCUGCCGCCAGUGUGGAAAGAAUUUCACAAAUAAGCAAAACCUCGAAGUCCACAUGAGGAUCCACACCGGAGAGAAGCCCUUCAGCUGCCGACACUGCGGGAAGAGCUUCAACCAAACUCAAAACCUGAAAGUGCACAUGAGAGUUCACACCGGAGAGAAACCCUUCAGCUGCCAACAGUGCGGACAGAGUUUCACACACAAAGGAAACCUCAACGCCCACAUGAGGAUUCACACCGGCGAGAGCGCCUUCAUCUGCAGUCUGUGUGGGAAGAGCUUCUCCAGGAAGGAGAGUCUGAACACUCACAUGAACGUCCACACCGGAGAGAAGCCUUGCAUUUGUGCUCAAUGCGGAAAGAGAUUCAGUUGUAAAGAAACUCUCAAGUUCCACAUGAGGAUCCACACCGGAGAGAAGUGCAGCGUGUGCCAUCACUGCGGAAAGAGUUUCAACCAUAAGCGAAGCCUCAACACUCACAUGAGACUGCACACGGGGGAGAAGCCCUUCAUCUGCUCUCAGUGUGGGAAGAGCUUCACCACCAAAGGAAACCUGGAGGUGCACAUGAGGCUUCACACCGGAGAGAAGCCCUUCACGUGUGUUCAGUGCCAGCAGAGUUUUACAUAUCAGAGGGACCUGAAAAGUCACUUGCAGACUCAUUCUUGAAGGAAAUAGUGAGGAUGGUGAUGUUUAUAUACUUCUGUUUCAAGUGUACUUGGAUGAUCUGGUGCUGCCUUCGCACAGUUGCAUCGCCUUCGCUCUAGCCUGAUACGCACAAUGUAAUUACACCUUAUGGCAAUGCGUCGUGCAAGAGCUGUAAUUGGUCAGAAUGGUAGCGAUGAUAGGUGUGGGCGGAUCCAAGAGACAUAAGGGAGGAGCAAGCCUGGUGGCGCAAGUAUUAAACAAGUGACGAGUUCUGUGGAGGAGCUCCUGAUGGAUACUUUUGGUUAGCGUUUACUUGAUGAUUCAAUUGUUGCAACUCCAGGUGUGGCAUGGCGGCUCAGUGGUUAGCACUGUCGCCUUACAGCAAGAAGGUCACUGGUUCGAGUCCUGGCUGGGUCAGUUGGCGUUUCUGUGUGGAGUUUGUAUGUUCCACCUGUGUUGGCUUGGGUUUCCUCCGGGUGCUUCGGUUUCCCCCACAGUCCAAAGAAAUGCGCUGUAGGUGAAUUGUGUGUAUGGGUGUUUCCCAGUACUGGGUUGUGACUGGAAGGGCAUCCGCUGUGUAAAACAUAUGCCAGAAUAGUGGUCCGCUGUGGCGACCCCUGAUAUGAAAGGGACUAAGCCAAAGGAAAACGAAUGAAUAAAUGUUGCAACUCCGCUAGUUCCCGAGUUUGAGCUACGUCAAAGAUUAGAUUACGUCAGUAGAUAUACAGAGACUGUUCACUGGCAUUACUAUGAAUGGGGAAAAGUGCAACACUCAGGAUGACCACCUAGCGAAGGAAGUCCCACCUUCCAGUCAAAAUGGCCAACUGUCAGUUUUUAUAGCUAUGCUGUUUUGUGGGGGAGGGGUCUGUAGAUAUUCGUUUGUUUGUUACGCCAAACCCUGUCGUUUAGUGACUAUUUUGUGCCUGCAUUAAUUUUGACAGAAGAAAAACAUCACAUAUCAUGCUCUUCCAGCGUCGUCCUUUAGUCUUCGCUCAAGUUUUAUCUCUGUCCUUUUAAGUCCAUGUGAACCGGAAACUACGACUGUUUAUUUUCGUAUUGAUACACUGUUCCUAGAGAAACAGAAUAUUAAAUGAGGUCGGCGCCAGUGGUGUAGUGGUUAGGGCGUCAACACAUGCAGUCCGGUGCUCACGGCGACCCGAGUUCAAUUCCUGCCUCGCGGUCCUAUGCCGAUCCUCCCCCUUUCUCUGCUCCCCAUGCUUUCCUGUCAAAACUCUCUACUGUCCUAUACGAUAAAAAGGUGAAACCCCCUAAAAAAAAUUAUUUAAAUGAGAAGACAGUGGGCGUGGCUUGUUUUUUAUACUGUGAGCUGAUUGGACGUAGUAAAGUAGGCGUUUCAUUCAGAAAGGGUUUGAAGAGAGUUCUUACAGCAGACUCCUCCUCACCAUUUCCGUUGGUUGUCAAAAUUACAGCAGAAGGGGCGUGGUUAAGUAUGUUAGACCCGCCCACUACCUCAAAAUCAUGUAAUCUGACAAGUUAACUGAAAAAACCGGAAGUGCAUUUUCCGAUUUUGAUUAAAGAUUAAUAAAGGCAAACUUACUUUGUUCUUAAUGACAUGCACAGACGAAUUCACCACAAAACUAGCAAGGUGAGCUAAGAAAAUCAUACGGUUAGUUUUGGAACAACAGUAAUGCAGCUGGUCAGCUCAGAUUUGGUUGUUAAUUUGAACUAUGUAAUUUUUCUAUGCAAGUAAGCAGAUAUGGAGAUUUAAGGAUGGCCCAUUCAUUUAGACAGGAGUUUGGUUUUGGAUGUCUUGCCCGAGGGCUUUGGAAAUAUGGCCGCGGAGUGAGCUGAAUGUUGACUACUUCUACAGUAAGUUAGCAUUUCGCGCAUUUCUGGUGUAAACUUAAAACACCCGUGAAGAAACUCAACACGGAGGAUCAUAGAAACCUUUGCCAGCUAGCAUUUUGAGAGCGCUACUGUCAGAGGAACACAAACAGACCACAGAAGUAUAAAUGCACGGCUACGUGAAACACAUGCGCUGUGGGUAACGGCGAUCACUCGACACAGAAGUAUAAGGUGGUAAGAGUUUUAUCCAAUGACAGGCAGUUUGUACUGUAAUCAGAGCUCUUGUGAAAUACUGAAAACACUGUAUUUUAAACUGUACAUGUGUAAAUGAACACAGUGCCACUCUUUACAAUAAAGGGAAGCUGUCAUUCAAUUUAGCACAUGACCAAAACACAAUUACUGAAUGUAAUCUUCAAAAUUCUUCUUCCACUGAGUGGUAUGGUUCAAUAUGGUACAGUUGAAAGCAGAAGUUUACAUACACUGUAUAAAAAGGCACAUAACCAUUUAAAAAAAAAAAAGUCAAAUGCUAAUAUGACUAAAUUUUUUCUCUUAGGUAAGUUAGGAUAAUCAAAUUUGUUUCUGUUCUGACACUGGGAAAAAGACUAAUUUUUAGAGACAUGUCCUGUGGUCUGAUGGAACUAAGAUUGAACUGUUUGGCCAUAAUGACCAGUGUUACAUUUGGAGGACAAAGGGGAAAGCUUACAAGCCUAGGAGCACUAUCCCAACUGUGAAGUAUGGGGGCGGCAGCAUCAUGUUGUGGGGCUGUUUUGCUGCAGGAGGGACUGGUCCACUUCACAGCAUAGAUGGCAUCAUGAAGAAAGAACAUAAUGUAGAAAUACUGAAGCAACAUCUCAAGACAUCAGCCAGGAAAUUAAAACUUGGCCACAAAUGGGUCUCCCAAACAGACCAUGACCCUAAGCAUACUGCCAAAUUAGUUCAAAUGUGCUUUAAGAACAUCAGAAUGAAUGUUUUGGAGUGGCCAUCACAAAGCCCUGAACUCAAUACUAUAGAAAAUUUGUGGGCAGAAUUGAAAAAGCUUGUGCGAACAAGACAGCCAACAAAUUGACUCAGUUACACCAAUUCUGUCUGGAGGAAUGGGCCAAAAUUCCUUUAAACUAUUGUGAGAAGCUUGUGAAAGGAGACCCAAAACAUUUGACCAAAGUUAUACAGUUUAAAAGCAAAGCUAAAAAAAUACCAAGGAAAUGUGUGUAAUCUUUUGACUGUCUAGAAAUCAAUAAAAAGUUAUGUCAUCAUUCUGACAUUUAGCAAAUGUAAAUCAUUUAGGUAAUCCUACCGGACCUAAAAUAGUAAACGUUUAGUCUGAUUUACCAUCAGACAUUUAAAUAAAAAUGGUUAUGUUCCUUUUUUUAGAGCGAAUGUAAACUUCUGGUUUCAACUGCAUCUCCAUUUCCACUGUCAGAAGUAGAGCUGCAUGAAUAAUUGAAAUUAAAUUGAGAUUGAGAUUCAGCAAAUGCUGCACUUCUCAUGCAUAUGACAUUUGGGAAACGCGGCUCUGUGAACAGCAGUAAAUCUCCAAAAGCCAGAGGGCGCUCUCAUGUAGAUGACAGAGUAAAUCAGACAGAGCAGAGGGUUUAACUGCUUUUAUUGAGUCAUUGUGACUAAUAAACACACGACUGCAGAAUCAUCUCACAGAUGAUUACAGAGCCGGCUUUACUGACAAAAUGUGCAUGAGGAUCACUUUCAAUUAGUCAUGUGACCUUAGUCGGAAGUACUAAAAUAUCAAACCAUAGCACUUUCAUAUGGAUAUCAAGAACAACAGUAUGGUACUAAAAGGUGCAGCUAGACUUGAUGCUGAACGCUGAUUGGUUUACAGAGGCUCGUCGCAGUGCUUGUUAUAACCCAAGCCCUAAUAUCUUGCAUACUGCAGGAUUUUAGACCUGAUUUAUACAGGUAUGAACACAGCAGAAACAGAACACUACACCCCAGAUGGUCAUGCAGUGUGAACAUGGCAUUACUUUAAGUUUGUAGGUACCGCUUCCUUCCUUUUGGCUCACCUGGCUGUUAUUAUCAUCUUGGCAUUCCUGUCCAAUCACACCUUCUGUGGAGACUGAGGUUUAAAAGGCAGUGUCAUAGUAAGGAAGCUGGGACUGGUGUAUGUACGUGUGUUUGUGACCACAUCUGUUGUUUCUACCUCCUCCCGUUGAUUAAACUCUGUAAAACUGCUCACUUAUCGUUGUUCUAAAAAUAACCCACACGUCUUCUUAAAGGGAUAGUUCAGCCAAAAUGAAAAUUCGGUUAUUAUUUAGUCACCCUUCACCUGUUCGAAAUUUUGUAAGUUCUAAAUAUCUUCUUUCAAGAGUUCACACUUAGCUGAUGAUUGAUUAUAAAGCUUGUUUGGCAUGCUGUCACAGGAGAGAGCCCUGAGCUCAUAAGAUCCUCGAGCCCGGGGCUCCCUCCCGUUUGCAAGGCGAGAGGGGAGUUUGAGCUCAGGUAGAUCUCGAGAACUCCCCUGCUGUAGUAGCUAAUGAACAGAUAGUGAUUGCUCUUAAGAGAUAACUACUUACUAGGAGCAUGUCUAUGUUGCCGAUUUGGAUUAGCCAGUUAAUUUAAGUUGCAUGUUUUUGGACGGUGGGAGGAAACUGGGCAACCCGAGGGAAACCCACGUGAGCACGGGGAGAACUUGUGAACUCUGCACAGAAACGUCUGCUGGCUUGCUAAGAACUAGAACCAGUGACGUUCUUGCUGUGAGGCAACAGUGCUAACCACUGGGCCACCGUGCCACCCAUCUAGGAAAGAAGGUGGAGUAGCGGUGGAAGGGGGGAUUCUUCAAAACAAAGAUGGCUGUGAUAUGGAACCUGGGGUAUUUAUAGUGGCUUAGGAAUCGUCUGAUUGGUGAAUCAUAAAUUGGAUGAUGCGGGACCAGCUGUGAUCAAUCAUAAGCACGUGAUCCUCUCGAAAUUAGCUUAUAAAUAAGAUUCGCUUUGUGUUCAAUAGAAGAAAAAAAGAAAAUCAAACCGGUUUGAACAUGUUAAAGGUGAAUAAAUCAUGGCAGAGUUUUGUUUUAGAGUGAACUAUCCCUUUAUUUGCAUUUACGAGCUGGAAGAAGCGGAACAGCGUCAGUAAGUUACUAAAGCUCCACAUAUUUGCACUCUGAGUGUUUUGAUGCAUUAGAGACACUAGUUUAGUGGUUUGCGCUUCUUUUGUAUGUUUAGUUUUCAUAGUUUGAGUAGUCCAGAACAGGUCUGUGUAAAUAGUUGGUUAUUUGGGAGCAAUAAAUCUUUCCGGUGCUAACUUUGUGUCCUGUUUACCUUUGCCACCUAAUGUAGACUAAUGUUCCGUGUUGUGAUGACCAUGUUCCGUACACUUUCCGCUCUUCAGCGCACUCAAACGACCACUCCUCCGUCAUUGAAAGCCAGAUAAGCAUGUUUGUGUGUUCAUUCUCUGGGUGAAUACCUAUUGCACAAUCCAAAUUUUGAUUGAUGUCUUUUGGACCAGUAGUUUCUGAGAAAAGAGGGGAAAAGUACCGCCUCCGCAUGUGUGGAGACGGCAGGCCAGAAUCACGGUGGCAGGCCAGAAAGACCUUCAGGCCUCCCAAUGGCGAGUCUGCCGCUGACAGUAUGAAAGCCAGAAAACUGAGUUAAACCCUGUCAUCGCUGUCAACUCUGCCCCACGCCACAAGUCUGCCGAAGUACACGGUGAGCCACUGGAGAAACUGGUUACAGCAGAAAAGCCAUUCAUCUGGAGAACGAGAAGCGACUGAUUAUAAAGAUGGCGUUUAUUAAAGAGGAGAGCGAAGACGUGGAGAUUGAAGAAACACUGAACGUCAAACAGGAAGAAACUGAAGAACAAAUAGAUGUGAAGAUGCUGAAAGUGGAGAGCAAAGUUCUUGAUGAAGUGGAAGAGAAAUCAUUUAGUUGCUCAGAGUCUGAACAGACGGCAACUAUAAAUACCUUCAUCUGCCCACAGUGUGGAAAGAGUUUCGCCAAAAAAAGAAACCUUAGGGAGCACAUGAGCGUUCAUAGCGGGAAGAAACCUUUCAGCUGCAAACAGUGUGGACGCAGUUUUGCUCAAAGGGGAAACAUUAAGAGGCACAUGAUGGUUCACACCGGAGAGAAACCGUACGCAUGCAAACUGUGUGAGAAGAGCUUCACAACUGACCUAAACCUGAAGUAUCACAUCAGCAGUCACACUGGAGAGAAACCGUUCCUAUGUGGCGAUUGUGGAAAGACUUUUAGAUACAAAGCACCUUUUAAAAAACAUAUGGCGUCUCACUUAAAGCAGAACGGAUUUAAGUGUCAUCAGUGUGGACGCAGUUUCACAGACCAGGGAAGUCUUGGGAGUCAUGUACAAACUCACACUGGAGAAAACCCAUUCAUGUGCGAUCACUGUGGGAAGACUUUCUCCAACAAAACAAACCUCCAGGUUCACACGAGAGUUCACACGGGAGAGAAGCCGUUCAGCUGCCCUCAGUGUGAAAAAAGCUUCAGAUUCAUCGGAAACCUUCAGACUCACAUGAGAGUUCACUCGGAAGAGAAGCCUUUCACCUGCCCGUAUUGUGAAAAAGGUUUCAGGUUUUUUGGAAACCUUCAGACUCAUGUUCGAAUUCACACCGAAGAGAGGGCUUCUGCACUGUGAUAAGAGUUACAAAAAUUAAAGAGACCUUAAGUGGAAUCAGCAAAGUCAUUCUGGAGAGACUUUGCCAUAUUUCUCAAUGUAACUGUCAUCAGAAUAAGGAAGAACACCUACAGAUACACCUUAGAGAACCAUAUAUCCUUGAGACCAUGCUUGAAUACUUUGUGUGACAUUUUAUAUGGCUGUGCAGUGUAAGAUGUUUUUGAGUUACAAUGAUGUAUGGUUCCACUAGAGCUCAACGCCACAGAUCUAAAUGAAGUUCAUUUAUAAACUAAUUUCGAGAGGAUCAUGUGCUUAUGAUUGUUCAUGGCUGGUCCUGCAUCAGAUAACCAGAGUUUCUCAUCUCAGUAUCUUCGUUUUGAAGAAUACUCCCUACCCACCCCUACUCCCCCUUCUUUCUAGAUGGGUGCCAAGGCAGCCCAGUGAUUAGCACUGUUGCCUCACAGCAAGAAUACCUCUGGGUAAAGUCCCUACUAAACCUGUAGACAUUUCUGUGCGGAGUUUGCUCAUUCUCCCCGUUCUCGUGUGUGUUCUCCCCGAGUUCUCCGGCUUCCACAGUCCAAAAAACACGCAAUCUAAGUAAACUUGAACCAUACCAAAUUGACACCAUAAUCAAGCGCUUAGCAAGCCGUAUAUCUCUGCUUAGCCAUCCCUAUAUCUGUCAUUAGCCAGAAAUAAGUCAGGGGAGUUCAUCGAGAUCUACCUGAGCUCAAACUCCCCUCUCACCCUGCUAACGGGAGGGAGUCCAAGGCUUGAGAAUCUCAUGAGCUCAGGGCCCUCUCCCGGGACAGCAUGCCAAACUAGCUUUAUCAUCAAUCAUCAGCUAAGUGUGAACUCUUGAAAACAAGAUGUGGGAAGAUUGUCAACACGCCACAUAAAUGUAUACGUGAAGAAAGAAGGUGUACAGUAUUAUUCGUAUAUGUUCGUAAAAUAAAAUGUCGUGUUCUCAAAUCAAACUGUAUUAAUGCAUUCUAUUACACCAAAUAAUGUUUUUAGCAACGUCAUAUGACUUCUUUAAAGCUCUGGUAUAUUUCAAACAAAGCUUGUUUUUGUUCUUCAUUUGACAACAAAAAGAAAGGCUGAGUGACGGUAUACUGGUGGUGACCAAGUCCUAAAAGGUCUUCUGGUGUGACCUUUAACAAGUAUUUAGUAUCUCUCCGCAAGCGAUUGCACAGGUGCAGAUACAUCUGUACCAGCUCUGCUAUUUGACUCUCUAGUAUUCAUGGCUCUAGUUUUGUUCUUGUGGAUGUUGUUCUCCUGUCUGACCCUCAUGGAAUGAAAAACGAAUCGGAGGAAGAAAUCACACAUCAGAGAAGACCGAGUUUUAGAACUUUGUGUAAUGGUCUCGGACCAAUGGCAGCUCGACAGUGUUUAGGAGACAAAACAAACUCCCACAAACAGUUUGCUUUAGUGAGCCGUUACAAACUACUGAAACAAACUCAAAAACGAAUGUCAUUUUGGCUGGAUUUUUUUAGAAAUUAAGUCAUUUCUGUUUGUUCGUUGAUGUCGUUUAAAGUAUGCCAGAACCUUUAGGAUUAGGAUUUGUUAUCUGUAUGUGACAAUGCCAAACCAUUAAAAGUUGAAACAGUAUGGAAAACACAAAUAAAAAGAAAGAAGUGAUUUUAAAAA